AUGGCCGGGAAGGUGGCGCUGCUCCUGUGGGACCAGACCCUCGGCCUCGCUGGUGCCCAGACCACCCAGCUCCUGGUGGAGCCCCCCUGGAAGCCGGCGGUGCUGUGGGACAGGGUGACCCUGACCUGCCAGGGCUCGGGGACCGCUGGUGCCACCACCUGGUACAAGGAUGGGCAGCGCUGGGGGCAGGAGGGACCUGAACACCUCACUGUCACCGAGAGUGGCACCUACACAUGUCCCUGGUGCUAUGGGCACCCACCUCAGAAUGGCCUCAUCAGUAAAAUGUGACCUUCCUGUCCCACAGACCCACUGGUGCUGCAGGUGCCAGCGCGGGCACUGCUGGAGUGGGACACAGUGACACUGCGCUGCCGGGGCCGGCAGGAAAACCAUCUCAGCAGGGUGCGAUUUUACCGGGAUGAGAAGGAUCUCGGGGGGUCCCUCAGGGGAACCGAGCUGUCCCUUCCCCCCCUGCAGCUGCAGCACAGCGGCCGCUACCGAUGUGAGGGCUUGGUGGGGUCCUGGCAGUCCCGGUCUGCAGCAGUGACAGUGACAGUGCACAGGGUCCCGCCCUCGGGGGUGUCCCUGUCAGCACAGCCCCGGGGACAGGUGGCACUGGGGGACAGCCUGGUGCUGAACUGCUCAGUGACCAUGGGAACAGGUCCUCUGUCCUUCUCCUGGCACCGGGAGAGCUCAGGGGCACUACUGGGCACCCGCCCCCGCCUGGAGCUGCGCCACAUUGGGGACAAUGACAGCGGCCAGUACCGGUGCCGGGUCAGCGACGGGGACAGCGUGGCUGAGAGUGACCCCAUGAAUGUCACCAUCCUCCCUGUCUGUGUCCCCACUAUGCCCGUGGCCAAUGCCACCAUCACCCCUCGUCCCCUGUCACACCAGGUGCGCGCAGGUGACAACGUGACCCUGCACUGCUCUGUGCAGGUGGGCUCAGCCCCUGUCACCUUCACCUGGCUGUGUGAUGGCCAGAAGGUGGCCCAGGGUCCCCUCCUGCAGCUCAAUGAUGUUGAAGUGGGACAUUCAGGCACCUACCAGUGCGUAGCCACCAACCAGCUGGGACAGGACGGGCACCGCGUGUUCUGGGCACAUAGCCCAGAGCUGGCCCUGGAGGUGACACCUGGCUCACCCUGGGUCACAGUGGCUGCAGGCUUUGGUGGGGCCCUUUCCUUCCUGGUCCUCCUCAUGGCUGUCACUGUCACCUGGCACUGGUGGCAUCGUGUGGGUGGGUGA
This is a messenger RNA of Agelaius phoeniceus (red-winged blackbird), 1239 nucleotides long. The record is from RefSeq and is a predicted model, not a curated record. Lineage: Eukaryota; Metazoa; Chordata; Aves; Passeriformes; Icteridae.